AUGGAGGAACAUUUGCGUCAAAGUCUUUCCAACCACCCUCAUGCCUUCCAGAAUUUACAUCAUACCCAUAGCAGCUCACCGUCACACCGGGACAGAAUGCCUCUAUCCUUCAAUGAAGGCACCACAACCGCCCUUGAGCACGAGCUCACCACCAUGCAGCAACACCGCAGUGGUAGUUCCAGUGAUGAAGAAGGCCAACCUCCGCCACGCUACACCCCUGAAAGCGAUCCGUUCCAGCUUGCCUCGAAACUGAAGACUGAGGAUGAGAUCCGGCAGAUGAAAGCCAAUACCUCGCGGAAACGGGAUUCCAAAAGCCGGAAAGUGGGUUCCAUUGUGCAAGACACUGCCCGUCUUGGAAAACAGGCUUUCGUGACCAAGAAGCUACAGGGCUUCUACGAGUCCCAAAAUGAAAACAUCGAGCGCAUGUUGAAGCCCGUCGAGGAGCACAGACGUGCCGCCCGCGAAUUGAGCGUCGACAACCGUCUCAAGUACCGGAUUGCUGUUUACGGUAGUUUUGCCGCGAAUAUCAUUCUCUCGAUCAUCCAGGUGUACGGUGCCGUCUCGUCCGGAUCGCUCUCUCUGUUCACCACAAUGGCCGACGCGGUCUUCGACCCCAUGUCCAAUCUGACCCUCUUGCUCUGCAACAAGGCCGUCAACCGCGUCGAUCCGCGCAAGUUCCCUGCCGGAAAGGCCCGCAUUGAAACCGCUGGUAACAUCUGCUUCUGCUUCCUUAUGACCGCCGUUUCUUUCAUCAUCAUCGCCUUCUCUAUUCGCGAACUGGUCUCGGGCUCCGAGGAAGGAACCCAGUCUUUCCACCUCCCUGCUGUCAUUGCCGUCGCCGUCGCCUUUGCCACCAAAUUUGUCCUUUUCCUGUACUGCUGGGCCCUGCGCAACCAGGUCUCGCAGAUCCGCAUCCUGUGGGAGGAUCACCGCAACGAUCUGUUCAUUAACGGGUUCGGUGUUCUGACCUCCGUCGGUGGUAGUAAGCUGCGUUGGUGGAUCGAUCCUAUGGGUGCUAUCAUUCUGUCCGUGCUGGUCAGUGUACUGUGGCUGCACUCCGCCUAUGGCGAGUUCGAGUUGCUCAUCGGCGUUACUGCCGACACUAAGAUGCAGCAGCUUAUUACUUAUAUCUCCAUGACCCACUCUCCUGCCAUCACUGCCAUCGAUACCGUCCGUGCAUACACCUCUGGCCCUCGCCUGCUGGUCGAGGUGGAUGUCGUCAUGGACCCAGAGGCAUCCCUGCGUGCCACUCACGAUGUCGCCGAGGAGCUCCAGAUUAAGCUCGAGUCGCUUCCCGACGUUGAGCGUGCCUAUGUGCAUGUUGAUUACGAAACUACUCACAAGCCCGAGCAUUCUCUGAAGAAGGAACUCUAG
Penicillium mononematosum is the source of this 1374-nucleotide messenger RNA. RefSeq names its product cation diffusion facilitator family transporter. NCBI's taxonomy places the organism in Eukaryota, Fungi, Ascomycota, Eurotiomycetes, Eurotiales, Aspergillaceae. The record is from RefSeq and is a predicted model, not a curated record. The coding region runs from base 1 to 1374 and encodes 457 amino acids. Gene Ontology annotation, molecular function: monoatomic cation transmembrane transporter activity. Gene Ontology annotation, cellular component: membrane. The transcript is spliced from 2 exons. Gene Ontology annotation, biological process: monoatomic cation transport; transmembrane transport.